AUGCGAACUUUCUGCAGUGGCGCUCAGUGGCCGAGAGAGAUCGACUCUGGCCUCCAUUUUCCAUGGGUUGUGAGUUGUGACGAAGUGGAUGAUCGGCUCUCAGCAAAGAUUCUUGACCUUGACUUCCAGAUAUCUCUUCCGGUACUUGUCUUGCAAUGUUUGGACCGUCGUCAAGGGAAAUGGGGGGUUCCAAGUUCGAAAGAUCCAAGCUUUUCUGGUCAAUUCGCUCGAUCACAGCUUCAUCAAGUCGUGCAAGGGGACAGAUGCGUGUGUGAAACAGAAGAUUAUGAAGUAUUGAACAGAGAAGAUCUGCAAGAAGCUCUCCAUGUCAGGCAGGACUACGAAUUUGAAUGCCUGCCCAGACAGACUUGAACGGUUGAGUCAGCAUAUGAAGCUGAUAGGAUAGUGAAGCUGCCAGGGCAGCCAGAGGUUAGCUUCCAGCAGUAUGCAGGUUAUGUUACUGUUGAUGAAACCCAGCAGAAGGAACUUUUCUACUACUUCGUGGAAGCUGCGACAAACUCCACUUCCAAGCCUCUUGUUUUGUGGCUCAAUGGAGGACCUGGGUGCUCUUCAGUUGGAGCUGGAGCUUUCUCUGAACAUGGUCCUUUCAAACCGAAUUCUGCAGGGAUUCUGGUCAACAAUGAAUACAGUUGGAACAAAGAAGCAAACAUGCUGUACUUGGAAGCCCCGGCAGGAGUUGGCUUCUCAUAUUCUGGCAACGCCUCUUUCUAUAAGUUGUCUAAUGACUCCAUAACAGCAAAAGACAACUUGGCCUUCCUACAACGAUGGCUACUCAAGUUUCCUGAAUACAAUACCAGAGAUCUUUUCAUCACCGGAGAAAGCUAUGCUGGACACUAUGUCCCACAGUUAGCACAGCUAAUUCUGGAGUCCAGAUCAAAUCUCAGCUUCAAAGGCAUCGCUAUAGGGAACCCAUUGUUGGAGUUCGACACAGAUUUCAACGGGCAAGGAGAUUACUACUGGUCUCACGGCUUGAUAUCGGAUCAAACCUAUCACCUUGUGAAUACAGUAUGCAACUUCUCCCAGAUCAACAGAGAAAGCUUGUCGCCGUCGGGUGACUAUUCCAAGGCGUGUGGAAUCGUUGUAGCCCAGAGUGAUGCUGAAUGGCCCAUUCAGAACUUCGACGGCUAUGAUGUCACUUCUGAUGUCUGUUUGUCAGAUGGUGAAUCACAAUUUGGUUCCCGGGAACAACACUCUUUAUUAGCUUCUCGUUUCCAUCCAGUUUCGUCCCUUAAAUACCAACAAAGUGGUGUCAGAAAGCAGGAAGCUGGUGUGGAGUCGAUAGACCUUUGUGUACAAGAUCAGACCGAGAAAUACUUGAACAGGAAAGAUGUUCAAGAAGUUAUGCAUGCCAAGCUUGUAGGCGUCAAUAAAACCUGGACUUUCUGUACCUCAAAUAUAAAUUAUGAUUUCUACAAUCUGGAGAUUCCAACGAUUGGUGUGGUGGGUUCGUUGGUGGAAUCAGGGAUUCGAGUACUAGUCUACAGCGGGGAUCAAGAUUCGGUUCUCCCAUUCAUUGGAACAAGGAUUCUGGUGAAUCGUUUGGCAACAGAGAUGGGGCUGAAUACAACCAUACCAUACAAGGCAUGAACGGUUGAGGCAGCAUAUGAAGCUGAUAGGAUUGUGAAGCUGCCAGGGCAGCCAGAGAUUAACUUCCAGCAGUAUGCAGGUUAUGUGACUAUUGAUGAAACCCAACAGAGGGAACUUUUCUACUACUUCGUGGAAGCUGCGACAAACUCGACUUCCAAGCCACUUGUUUUGUGGCUCAACGGAGGACCUGGGUGCUCUUCAGUUGGAGCUGGAGCUUUCUCCGAACACGGCCCUUUCAAGCCGAAUGCUGCUAGGGUUCUGGUCCACAAUGACUACAGUUGGAACAAAGAAGCAAACAUGCUGUACUUGGAAGCCCCAGCAGGAGUUGGCUUCUCAUAUUCUGCAAACGCCUCUUUCUAUGAGUUGGUUAAUGACUCCAUAACAGGACACUAUGUCCCACAGUUAGCACAGCUAAUUGUGGAAUCCAGAGCAAAUCUCAGCUUCAAAGGCAUUGCUAUAGGGAACCCAAGGUUGGAGUUCGACACAGAUUACAAUGGGAAAGGAGAGUACUACUGGUCUCACGGCUUGAUAUCCGAUCAAACCUAUCACCUACUCAACACAGUCUGCAACUUCUCCCAGAUGUACAGAGAACUCUUGUCUGUGUCCGGCAACUACUCCAAACCGUGUGAACUCGUUGUAGCCCAGAGUAAUGCAGAAUGGCCGAGCCAGAACUUCGACUAUAAUGAUGUCACUUCUGAUGUCUGUUUGUCAGAUGGUAAAUCACAAUUUGGUUCUCGGGAGCAGCACUCUUUGUUAGCUUCUCGUUUCCAUCCAGUCUCGUCCCUUAAAUCCAGUGGUUUCAGAAACCAGGAAGCUGGUGUGGAAUCGAUAGACCUUUGUGUACAAGAUCAGACAGACAAAUACUUGAACAGGAAAGAUGUUCAAGAAGCUAUGCACGCCAAGCUUGUUGGCGUCAAUAACACUUGGAGUGUUUGCAGCAAAGUGGUGAAUUAUGACUACAACAAUAUGGAGAUUCCAACUAUUGGGGUUGUUGGUUCAUUGGUGGGAUCAGGGAUUCGAGUGCUAGUCUACAGCGGGGAUCAAGAUUCAGUUGUCCCGUUCAUUGGAACAAGGACUCUGGUGAAUCGUUUGGCAACAGAGAUGGGGUUGAAUACAACUGUGCCAUACAAGGCAUGGUUUGAUUAUGACAAACAAGUGGGUGGAUGGAUACAAGUCUAUGGGGAGAACAAUAAGUUGUCAUUUGCAACAAUCAGAGGAGCCUCUCACCUGGCUGCAGCCUCCUCGCCCAAGAGAUCGCUUGCAUUAUUUGCAGCCUUUGUUGCAGGGAAACCAUUGGCAGCUUGA
Molecule: messenger RNA, 2913 nt
Organism: Linum tenue
Lineage: Eukaryota; Viridiplantae; Streptophyta; Magnoliopsida; Malpighiales; Linaceae
Source: the annotation of a GenBank genome assembly